Lampris incognitus (smalleye Pacific opah) is the source of this 3141-nucleotide messenger RNA. Its product is annotated as glucosamine-6-phosphate isomerase 2. Bases 151 to 978 code for a protein of 275 amino acids. Lineage: Eukaryota; Metazoa; Chordata; Actinopteri; Lampriformes; Lampridae. Gene Ontology annotation, molecular function: identical protein binding; glucosamine-6-phosphate deaminase activity. The transcript has 6 exons. Gene Ontology annotation, biological process: N-acetylglucosamine catabolic process; carbohydrate metabolic process; N-acetylneuraminate catabolic process. Gene Ontology annotation, cellular component: cytoplasm. The record is from RefSeq and is a predicted model, not a curated record.
CCGGCGUGUCGGGCGGUCAUGUGGGCGGCAGUAGACGAGCUGGCCACUGGUCCCUCAAGCCAAGCGAGCCCAGCUGCCUAGAACCGGGACUAUCUAUCCCGUCCCCGACUCAGAGGCGGUGGUCGUGUCCUCUCAGGACCAACAACAGAUAUGAGGCUGGUCAUCCUUGAAGACUACGACUCGGCCAGCGAGUGGGCGGCCAAGUACAUCCGCAACAAAAUCCUCCAGUUCCGGCCGACCGCUGAGCGACACUUCACCCUGGGCCUGCCCACCGGGAGCACCCCGUCUGGCUGCUACAAGAAGCUGAUCGAGUACCACAAAAGUGGGGAUCUGUCUUUUAAGUACGUGAAGACCUUCAACAUGGACGAGUACGUAGGUCUGCUGCGUGCACAUCCGGAGAGCUAUCACUCUUACAUGUGGAACAACUUCUUCAAGCACAUCGACAUCGAUCCAGCUAAUGCACACAUUCUAGACGGCAACGCACAGGACCUGGAAGCAGAAUGCCAGGCCUUUGAGCAGAGGAUUACGGAGGCUGGAGGAAUCGAGUUGUUUGUAGGAGGUAUUGGCCCUGACGGCCACAUUGCUUUUAAUGAGCCAGGCUCCAGCCUCGUUUCCAGGACCAGAGUGAAGACACUAGCCAAGGACACCAUUGUUGCAAAUGCCCGCUAUUUUGGCAACAACCUCUCCAAGGUUCCCACCAUGGCCCUGACUGUGGGUGUAGGAACUGUCAUGGAUGCCAGAGAGGUGAUGAUUCUGAUCACAGGAGCCCACAAAGCCUUUGCGCUGUACAAGGCCAUAGAGGAGGGAGUGAACCACAUGUGGACCGUGUCUGCCUUCCAACAGCAUCCACGCACUAUUUUUGUCUGCGAUGAGGAUGCGACACUGGAGCUGCGAGUCAAGACAGUCAAGUACUUCAAAGGGUUAAUGCACGUGCACAACAAACUGGUGGACCCGGUGCUCAACAUGAAGGAAAAAUAACCCUGAGUAGGUCACUGGGGAGGAGAAUUUGGGACAUUAAAAGGCCAGUGGAUGGCCGGCGCUAGAUGAGAGGCGGAGCCUAUCAGUUUGGUUUUCUCUUAAAUAGUGGAGCAGUUGUUAUGGUGUCGGCUGGCUGCUUCACCUUCCAUGAUUGUUCCACGUGCUCGUGUUCUCACCAGGUCAUCUUGCGGUCAGUAUGGAGACUCCUUCCCUCAGAGGGCGUCUGAGAAGGUAUUCUUUCUUUCUUUUUUCCUGUAUUUCCCUCCCUUUUUCUCCCCAGUUGUCAAUUGUACCUGUCCAAUUACCCCACUCUUCCGAGCCGUCCCGGUCUCUGCUCCGCCCCCGCUGCCGAUCCGGGGAGGGCUGCAGACUACCACAUGCCUCCUCCGAUACAUGUGGAGUCACCAGCCGCUUCUUUUCACCUGACAGUGAGGAGUUUCACCAGGGGGACGUAGCGCGUGGGAGGAUCACACUAUUCCCCCCAGUUCCCCCUCCCCCCUGAAUAGGCACUGCCACCGACCAGAGGAGGCGCUAGUGCAGCGACCAGGACACAUACCCACAUCUGGCUUCCCACCUGCAGACACGGCCAAUUGUGUCUGUAGGGAUGCCCGACCAAGCCGGAGGUAACACGGGGAUUCGAACCAGCGAUCCUCGUGUUGGUAGGCAACGGAAUAGACCGCUACGCUACCCGGACGCCCCGAUACUUUGGUUUGUAUGUUUAACUUAAAUUCCAUUCCCGUGUUCCUCACAGUUUGACACUGCUGCCCUUUGUACAAGUGGACAGCUAGCAGCUGGGCAGUAAUUCUCUGCAUGUUGGUGACUUCAGUGAUCAUACCUGGAGAGAAUUAGCUGUUCGUCAGGACCUUCGCAGGCGAGUGACUCUCCUAAAGCAAGACGAGAGCAGUGAACCCUACAAAGGGGAUCAAAACUCCAUCAUAUUUUGAGGAAGCCAACUUGUACAACAGCGUCCACUACUGUUGUCCCAAAAAAAUGCCGAGAUCGUGUGGUCAUAAGAAAUUGGCUUCUUAAAAAGUAUAAGAUGAUACCGCAAACUUUUCACUCAGACACACACCGGAGGCAGAAAAAGCAGCCUCCCUCUGAGGAGAAUACAUCUAUCUCCUUAUCCGAAUAUCCAAGUACACACUCGAACACGUUUUCGAUGGGUGUCGGGACUCCGCCGAGGUCGUCCCUCGUCUCCGAUCCAGUUUGUGAUAACCGUUUUGUAAUUUUUUAUGAUGAAAUACAUGACAAAUCCAUACAAUGUUGUCUCCACUGUCAACAAUAUUUGACAGAAAAUUAAAUAAGUAAAUGUGUAAUGCAGGCCAACUGAGAGACUCGCAGGGUACCAAGUGUGUCUGCAAAACUUGUGUAUUUGCGAAUGUCAUUUCAUUUGCACAGUUGAUGGUUUACACCCACCAUGUGUCAGGUUGAUGUAAGUUAGAGUUUCUGAGCCGGUAUUAUGUGAUUUUAUUUGGUUUGCACAAAUGAGAGAACAUGCCAGGGAGCACAUGUCAUGAUCAUGUGAACAAUGUGUAUGUACAGUUGUAAGUGUAUUGUAAUCCGUUUUAACAUUUCCUCUGUGACUGCAGCAUCAUUCCAGCACACUUUAAUCAUUGUUUUUGCACCGGUAAUGUCGCUAAUUCUUAAAUGUUCUGUGAACAAUAAAACAUUGUAUUGAUAUUGAACAUGGAUAAAUUACGUUUUCAGUGUCAUGUAUUUAAUUACAAAGGCUGGCUAGAGGCAUGUUUGAUAAGGAAGGAUCAGAGAUGUUCAAUGCCGGGAUGAUUAUGCUGCAGCAGGAGGGCGUAACUACAGUUUAACACAAGUCCAUGUAGUUCCUCAAGUAUACACUGUGGGUCAGUCAUCCACCGCUCUUCUGAACUAGCAGCACAGCUCAUUUGGUAAGUUAUCAAUGUGUGAACACUGUAUAGUCCUUCAGAUCUUUAACACUGGUCCAGUUGUAAUGCGUUUGCUGCUGCUGUUUUCCCUCCGUGCAGCGCAGAAGAACCGUUAUUAAUUUAUAUGCCAUCAAAAACUUGUUCUUACAUUUCUAGGUGGUCUUGCCUCGAAAGAAUUUGUUUUAGAUGUUCUUCUCGAUGAUGCCUGGUCAUGUUAUCCCUCCUUCCGGUUUUAACAUGUGCCUGCACACUGUGUUUAAUGACA